UCCGGGCACGGUCACACUGCAUCAGUCAUCAAAGCGGGUGUGGAUCGCUGCUGGGUUUUAUUUCAUUUUUUCGAAUAUUUGAGUUCCCGAGUUCGUUUUAUUUACAUUUCUGUUGAUUAAUACAAUGUGUGUGGCCUGCUGAUCACCGAGAGCAGAUUGAUUUUGUUAACGAGCGCAGACAAGCAGCAAAGAUGUGGCACUUGCUGCGCGCCCUGCUCGUUAUAGCAGCCGCUUUGGAUGCACUGCAGCCGACGGUCGGACAGAGCGAUACGUACUACAACCCGAACCCAGCUCAGCAGAAUCCCCAGCAACCGCUGCAGCCCAACCAACAGUGGGGCAAUAAUCCCCAGUCGAAUCAAUAUGGCAACAAUGCCCAAUAUGGCAACAAUGCCCAGCCGAAUCAAUAUGGCAGCAAUAAUUUAAAUAAUGCCCAAACGAAUCCCAACGAUCGUCCGCCGUACAGGACCGAUUCGGGAAGCUUCAACGAUCUUACCGGACAGAAUGAGUUCGGUAAAACAGUGGGAGGAGGCUAUCAGGACAACGAGGAGCCGAGUUUGACCCGAGGCAAGUCUUCUUACAACAUCAAAGCCAACUUCCUGGAGUCGCUGCACUCGAGGGAGCCCACCUACUUCAUUGUGGCCUCCCGAAUGGUCAGACCUGGCCUAAUCUACCAAGUGUCGGUGUCCAUUCUGCAAGCUCAAUACCCCAUAACCGUUCAUGCCAGCAUCGCCUGCGAUGGUGUCCAAAUCAGCGGAGAUUCCAAGGAUGUAAAGGAGGGUGUCCCGGAGACGUUGCUCAUGAGGAUCCCACCCACCAGUGUGACUGGAAAUUAUAAACUCAGAGUGGAGGGUUUCUACCAAAACGUUUUUGGUGGUCUGGCCUUCCUCAACGAAACACGACUGGACUUCUCACAGCGAUCCAUGACGAUAUUUGUGCAGACCGACAAGCCGCUUUACAUGCAAGGAGAAACGGUGAGGUUCAGGACCAUUCCCAUCACAACCGAACUCAAGGGAUUCGACAAUCCCGUGGACGUGUACAUGCUGGAUCCAAACAGGCAUAUUCUGAAGCGCUGGCUUUCGCGCCAAUCGAACUUGGGUUCCGUUUCGCUGGAGUACAAGCUGGCGGAUCAGCCCAGCUUUGGCGAGUGGACCAUCCGUGUGAUUGCCCAGGGACAACAGGAGGAGAGUCACUUCACCGUGGAGGAGUACUACCAGACGCGCUUCGAAGUGAACGUUACCAUGCCGGCGUACUUCUUUACUACGGAUCAGUACAUCUACGGCAGGGUGAUGGCCAACUUCACCAGUGGUCUGCCAGUUAGAGGUAAUCUCACUCUCAAGGCGACGAUCCGGCCAAUUGGGUACUUUAGCAACCAGGUGCUCAACGAGAAGUAUCGCCUGGGGCGGUCGCCUUUGGAGCAAACCAAUCGAUACAAUGAGCGAUGGCGGUACAACAAUGCCAACCAGAAUCCUCAAAUCCAGUACAAUGUGCCCGGGCAGCUGCCCCAGGACGGAGCGGAUCUCUCGCAGGAUGUGCUGUACGGGAAUCAGUAUGUGGCGGAGCGACACUACCAGUUCGAUGAGGAAUGGCCCUUCUGGGUGAGGAAACCGGAAUACCACGACAGCUACGACACAUGGGGUGGAACGUAUCGGAAGACGCUGCCCUACCUGCGCUACUUCAACGGAACCUUUGACUUUAAGUGGCCGUUGCGGGAGCUGGAGGGGCUCGUGCGCAAUCUGGCCAACUCGGAGGUGCUGAUAACGGCCACCGUGGGUGAAAAGUUCUACGACGAGAUCAUCAGUGGCUACGCCGUUGCCAGGGUGUAUAACUCCAGUUUGCGAGUGGCGUUCCUGGGAGAAUCCCCACAGGUCUUUAAGCCCGCCAUGCCGUUCACAACAUAUCUGGCGGUAGAGUAUCACGAUGGUUCGCCAAUCGAUGCCAAUUUACUGCGCCAGGGUUUGAUGGAGGUCACCGGCUUUGUGGAGAGUCGCAAUGGCGGACGCAGGGAUUGGCCCACCCAGCGCUUGCAGAUGUCCCAGCAGAGCGAUGGCAUCUGGGAGGUCAAGAUCGACAUUCGGAAUGAUCUCAACCUGGACGACCGCCCUCAAUCGAGGGAUUUCCUGAACGGCAUACAGAACAUGCGGCUGCAGGCUCUCUUCAUAGAUCCGCGCGGUGAACGCAUUCAAACGGAUCUUCUGUUGGUGUCCCAUUUCUCGCCGAGGAACCAGCACAUCAAGGUAACCACCAGCACCGAAAAGCCUGUGGUUGGCGAGUACAUCAUUUUCCACAUUCGCACGAAUUUCUACCUCGAGGAGUUCAACUAUCUCAUCAUGUCGAAGGGUGUUAUUCUGGUCAAUGAUCGUGAGACCAUCACGGAGGGCAUCAAGACCAUUGCUGUGGUACUGAGUUCCGAAAUGGCACCUGUGGCCACCAUGGUGGUGUGGAAGAUUAACCAGCAGGGACAGGUGGUGGCGGAUUCCCUAACGUUCCCGGUGAACGGCAUCUCGCGAAACAACUUCACCGUGUACAUCAACAAUCGCAAGGCGCGAACGGGCGAGAAAGUGGAGGUGGCCAUCUUUGGAGAACCCGGCUCCUAUGUGGGUCUCUCUGGCAUCGACAGUGCCUUCUACACGAUGCAAGCGGGCAAUGAACUGACCUACGCCAAGAUCAUUACCAAGAUGUCGAACUUCGACGAGCAGACCAACGGCACAUACAAGCACAUUUGGUACUCCCACGAGGGCAACCCCGAUGAGUUGGUCUACUUCCCCGCCUCGUCCUUCGGCAUCGACGCGAAUCGAACCUUUGAGUACAGUGGCUUGAUCGUGUUUACGGACGGCUAUGUGCCCAGGCGGCAGGACACCUGCAAUCGCACCCUGGGCUUCGGUGAGUGCUUGAGUGGACGAUGCUAUCGCCUCGAGAAGCAGUGCAAUGGAAUGCCUGAUUGUGACGAUGGAACCGACGAGCUCAACUGCCAUGUGAGGAAUGACACCGAGCUGUUGAGCUACCGAAAGUAUCGAUUCAAUCGCGUGCUGCGUCACUACGAGAACGUGUGGCUGUGGAAGGAUGUUAAUAUCGGACCCCAUGGUCGAUACAUCUUCAAUGUGGAGGUGCCCGAUCGUCCCGCCUACUGGAUGGUGAGUGCGUUCAGUGUGAGUCCAUCCAAGGGUUUCGGCAUGAUCAACAAGGCCUUGGAGUACGUGGGCGUUCAGCCGUUCUUCAUCAACGUGGAAAUGCCGGAGGCUUGCAGACAGGGAGAGCAAGUGGGCAUCCGUGUCACUGUGUUCAACUACAUGACCACUCCCAUCGAGGCCAUUGUUGUGCUGCACGGCAGUCCGGAUUACAAGUUUGUGCACGUAGAGGAGGAUGGCAUUGUGCGGUCCUAUAACCCCCGGACCAGCUUUGGUGAGCACCAGUUCUUCAUCUACUUGGAGGCACAAGGCACCACGGUGGUCUAUGUGCCAGUGGUGCCCCAGCGUCUGGGCAACGUGGACGUAACCCUGCACGUGGCCACUUUGCUGGGAACAGAUACCAUUACCAGAACCUUGCAUGUGGAGUCCGACGGUCUGCCACAGUAUCGUCAUCAAUCCGUGCUGCUGGAUCUUUCGAAUCGCGCCUACGUCUUGGAGUACAUGCACGUGAAUGUAACCCAAACGCCAGAGAUUCCCUACCAGGUGGAUCGUUACUUUGUUUACGGCUCGAACAAGGCUAGAAUAUCGGUUGUGGGCGAUGUGGUGGGUCCCAUUUUUCCCACCAUGCCCGUGAAUGCCAGUUCGCUGCUUUACUUGCCCAUGGAGUCGGGCGAGCAGAAUGCCUUCAGUUUCGCCGCCAAUCUCUACACGAUUAUGUACAUGCGAUUGAUCAAUCAGCGCAACAAAACCAUGGAGAAGAAUGCCUUCUAUCACAUGAACAUUGGCUAUCAGCGGCAGUUGAGUUUUAUGCGGCCCGAUGGCAGUUUCUCGCUCUUCCGCUCCGAUUGGAACAACUCGGAUUCGUCCGUUUGGUUGACCAGCUACUGCCUGCGCGUCUUCCAGGAGGCCAGCUUCUACGAGUGGGAGAACUUCAUUUGGAUCGAUGCCACCAUUAUUGAGAAGAACAUGCGUUGGCUCCUGCAGCACCAGACGCCGCAGGGAUCCUUCUACGAGGUCACUUGGCUGCCGGACAGAAAGAUGAAUCGCACCAACUUUGACAAGAACAUCACGCUCACCUCCCAUGUCCUCAUCACUCUGGCCACUGUAAAGGAUAUCUCCGGCACUCUGGGGUCCCGUGUGGCUUUGGCCACCCAACGAGCACUGGCCUACAUAGAGAGGAAUAUGGACUACCUGAAACGCGUGGCCGAACCAUAUGAUGUGGCCAUCACAGCCUACGCCCUGCAGCUGUGCAACUCUCCCAUUGCGGAGGAGGUGUUCACCAUUUUGCGACGUCAUGCCAGGACUAUUGGUGAUUUCAUGUACUGGGGCAAUCAGGAGAUCCCACAACCGCCUCGAAAAUUGGAGAAUCAAAAGUGGUUCUCCCUGCCGCGACUGCCUUAUGAAUAUGAUUCCCUGAACAUAGAGACCACCGCCUAUGCGCUGUUGGUCUAUGUGGCGCGUCGUGAGUUCUUCGUCGAUCCCAUUGUGAGGUGGCUCAACUCGCAGCGUUUGAACGACGGCGGAUGGGCCUCCACCCAGGACACCAGUGCAGCACUUAAGGCUCUCGUGGAGUACACUGUACGGUCGAGGUUGCGCGAGGUGUCUUCGCUGACCGUGGAAAUUGAGGCUUCUUCGCAGGGCGGAAAAACGCAAACCCUUUACAUUGAUGACACUAAUCUUGCGAAAUUGCAAAGUAUCGAGAUUCCAGACGCUUGGGGCACCAUUAAGGUCCAGGCCAAGGGUGCUGGUUAUGCCAUCCUGCAGAUGCAUGUACAGUACAAUGUGGACAUUGAGAAGUUCCAAACCAAGCCGCCAGUGCCAGCCUUUGGACUUCAUACGAAGGCCAUCUUCCAUGGCAGGAAUCAGUCGCACAUUUCCUACGUGGCCUGUCAGAACUGGAUAAACAGCGCCGAGUCGGAGCGCUCGGGCAUGGCUGUUCUGGAUGUGGCCAUACCCACGGGCUAUUGGAUACAGCAGCAAAAACUGGACAGCUAUGUGCUCAGCAAUCGCGUCAGGAAUUUGAGGAGAGCUCGCUACCUGGAACGAAAGAUUGUCUUUUACUUUGACUAUCUUGAUAAAGAGGAUAUCUGUGUUAACUUCACCAUAGAACGCUGGUAUCCAGUGGCUAAUAUGUCGCGCUAUCUGCCAGUGCGGAUUUACGAUUACUAUGCACCAGAACGCUUUAACGAAUCGAUAUUCGAUGCCCUGCCCACAUAUCUGCUGAACAUCUGCGAAGUGUGCGGCAGCUCACAGUGUCCGUACUGUUCCAUUUACAACAUGGGCUGGCGCGCCUCCAUGUCCAUGUCCCUGCUCUUCUUCAGCGUGUUCAUCUACCUGCUGCGGAGUCGCACGCACCUGGUCCUGAACAUGAUGCAACUGCUCACAUAGGGAAGCAUGAAAGAUAUCCACAAAGUCACCAUCGAAACACUUUGCUAAGAUUUGUAGUGUUUUUGUUCAUUUAUUGUGUGUUUAUUUUGAAGUUUUUUGUUUUGAGUUGUAGUCUUUUUUGUUUACCAACGAAAUUGCAUUCCGUCCAAAAAUGCUGGUCAACAUUUUGGUUUUAUUUUUAGUUUUUUUCUCUGUAGAACUCCAAUAGACCCGCUGUAGAAUCGAAUGUACAAAACAGCAGUUAAUCGUAAUUUAACUUUUAUUUUUAUUGCUGAACAAAGAAUCUUUUGCUGCACACAAAGCAGACCACAUGUAGCCACCUAAUGUAAGUUGUAAGUCCAAAUGAACCAUACUAUGCCUUAUCAUAGAGCGGGCUCCAAGUGGGGAAUCAAACAAACAAACAAAAAAAAAAAAAACAAUCAAUGUGUCUUUCACAAAAUGCCUUUAAUAGAUUUUAGAAAUCAUUAGCAAAUGUAUCUUGACAAAAUGUUUGCAUUAGCAUUACAUUGCAUAUCGAAUGGAAAUUUAUCUAUUUUGUAUUACCAAACUCUUGAACAUUUUUAAACGAAAUGAAGCGAAAAACGUUGAAGAAACCGUCCAAUUAAUUUAUGCAAAUAAUGAAUCUGCAUAGCUUGUAAGUUUUAUACUACUUAUACACCCUCCACAUGAACCACAAUUAGUUUGUAAAUUCUAUACACAAAUCUCACAUAGCCAUGUACAUGAAGCUAAAAAGCGAGGAAGAAUGAAAUACCCCGUUUGUAUACAACUUUGAUGAGUCCCUCCCUUACAAUAAGAAUCGAAUCUCUGUAUGAAGUAACCUUUCUUUUCUUUUGUAAUAAACGAAGCCUGAAAAUAAA
Molecule: messenger RNA, 6370 nt
Organism: Drosophila elegans
Lineage: Eukaryota; Metazoa; Arthropoda; Insecta; Diptera; Drosophilidae
Gene: Mcr
Product: CD109 antigen
Exons: 7
Coding region: 192-5513 (1773 amino acids)
Cellular component (GO): extracellular region
Molecular function (GO): protein binding; endopeptidase inhibitor activity
Source: RefSeq, a predicted model, not a curated record